This is a messenger RNA of Arthroderma uncinatum, 999 nucleotides long. RefSeq lists its product as uncharacterized. The coding region runs from base 1 to 999 and encodes 332 amino acids. The transcript has 3 exons. The record is from RefSeq and is a predicted model, not a curated record. Gene Ontology annotation, molecular function: protein binding. Lineage: Eukaryota; Fungi; Ascomycota; Eurotiomycetes; Onygenales; Arthrodermataceae.
AUGGGCCAAUACUUUUGCCUUAUAGCGCCUCACCAUCGCGAGCGACUUGGCUGGUAUGGCAAGCUUGGUGAAAUCCUCUUCGAUGGAUCCGCGUCUGGACUCGUUUCUCUCUUUGCCAGGCCGACUCUACCUUUGAAGAACACGAGCGACAAGCCUAAAAAUAUACCCGUCGCUAUUCAGGGAGCCGUCACCCCGCAAAAAAGACGAAGGCAGUCAGAGAGUUUCUGCAAAUCAUCUCGUCCUCACGAACCUCUACGACGCGAAGUUGCUCGGUCUCGACUUCUUGAGCUGCCAGCUGAGGUAGGCUAUAUGAUUUUCGACUCUUUAGACAUCACAAGCGUCUUUCUCCUAGGCCUUACCUGCCAGAGGCUCUGGGCAAUAGCGAAAACGGUUAUUGAACGGCACUUUGCUGCGUACUUGGGCGAUUGGGCCGGGACACCCGUCGUUUGUGUUGGUAACGAAAUUGCACCUGGGAAGAGUUUUACAUAUCCUCAAGGAUUACUGCUCCCGGAGGACGUUGAUGAGCUCCAGGAAGGGUUCGACGUGGACGAAUUAGAGGGGGAUGCACCAGAUGAAUAUGCCGGGCAGCCUGUCAACCUGUUCCAUUUAGCCGAUAUUCGCUACAUCGACGGCCCAUUUAUUCGCGUACUAGGCUAUGGCGAAGUCAUUCUUUGGAGGACCUAUUGCUCCUCGACCGCUGUAGAGGGGAACCAUCAAGGAGCAUGGGCUGGGCAUGCUCUAGAUAUUGUCCCCUCUACCUACCUAGACAGCGGUGGCCCUUGGAAAGAUGUUAGCGAUGAAGUUGCAGAGGAUAUUGCGAAAGUUUGGGAAAGUGCUGAAGGCAAGGACUGGAGAAACCAAUUAAUUGAGCAAAGAGGGCGUAACCGUGAGGUCACGGGGGUAGCCCAAACCAGUAACUUUGGACAUCGGUUCUACAACGUGGAAGCAAUCACAUACCUGCUUUCGAUGCUUGAUAUCGACUAUAGCACGACUAACUAG